AUGAUAAUAGAUUAUCGUCUUCCCACGUCCUCACAUCCUCCUGUGAACAUGAACUAUAUCUGGCCGUCCGCCGUUCCUGCCGCGACGGAUGUCGGAACUUCCAUGGCCGACGCCUUCAUGGCGUCGUCCGCUUCCGAUCUGGCCUCCCUCUGGCCCUCCUCCUCCGCCGCCGGAGACCACCACCAGACGCAGCCGACAUUUCUCAGCCAGGAAACCCUCCAGCGGCGCCUCCUCGCGUUGAUCGAGGGCGCCCGCGAGACCUGGACCUACGCCAUCUUUUGGCAGUCCUCGGUCGCUGACUACGGCGGGCCCGCGCUGUUGGGAUGGGGCGACGGCUACUACAAGGGCGAGGAGAAUAGAUCCGUCCGUAGAAGGGUGUCGUCCCCCUCCGAGCAGGAGCACAGGAAGCAGGUGCUCCGGGAGUUGAAUUCCCUGGUCUCCGGCUCUCAGCCCGCCGCCGGAUCUGAUGACUCCGUCGACGAGGAGGUCACAGACACCGAGUGGUUCUUCCUCAUAUCCAUGACGCAGUCGUUCGUGAGCGGGUCGGGUCUUCCAGGCCAGGCCCUCUGCUCCUCCUCCCCUGUUUGGAUCGCCGGGGCGGAGAGGCUCGCUGCCUCCCACUGCGAGCGGGCCCGCCAGGCACAGGGUUACGGGCUUCAGACCAUCGUCUGCUUACCUUCCCCCAACGGCGUCGUCGAGCUUGGCUCCACCGAUUUGAUUCUCCAGAGUGCGGAUCUGAUGAACAAAGUCAGAGUCCUGUUCAAUUUCAACGGGCCGCUAAUGGGUUCAAGCCCUGAUUCGGGCUCGUUACCCUUGGCCCAAAGUGACCCCACCGCCCUCUGGCUGACGGAGCCCUCUUCCUCUGGCAUCCACAAGGACUCCUUGACCAACAACAAUACUAAUUCAGUUCCUACUACCAAUUUCACUACCAGCUUAUUCGAAAUGUCGCACGAAUUCCCGACUAAGGAAUUGAACUUCUCCGAGUUCGAGCCGCCCUAUAUAGGAUGCAGCAGCAGCAACCGUAGCAGCAUGAAAAACGACAACUGCAAAACCGAGAUAUUGGAUUUUGGGCAAAACACCGACAAGGACCCGUUCGAGCAACAAGACGACACCCGCAGCCGAAACAAGAAAACCCGCUCCCCCACAAGCAAUGACGAAGGCAUGCUCUCGUUCGCCUCGUCUGCCGUGAUCAACAACAUCCCGAGCCUAAAGACAGCAGCCACCACCGAGUCUGAGCACUCGGACCUCGAGGUCAAGGAGGCCGCCGACAGCACCAGCCGAGCCGACAAACAUCAGGUUGAACAGCAGCCUCACCGGCCUAGAAAGCGGGGCCGGAAGCCCGCCAACGGUCGAGAGGAGCCUCUGAACCACGUGGAGGCCGAGCGGCAGAGGAGGGAGAAACUGAACCAGAAAUUCUACGCCCUCCGUGCCGUUGUCCCCAACGUGUCCAAGAUGGACAAGGCUUCCCUCCUUGGAGACGCCAUAGCCUACAUCGAGGAGCUGCGGUCCCAGGUGCGGAUGGCCGAGUCGGAAAGGGACGAGCUGAGGUGCCGGCUCGAGUCGCUCGCCGGGAAGGAGGCUCCACAUGGGGCAGGUGGGGGUGGCGGUGGGGCCCACGCGGAUGUGGACGUGAGGAUCAUUGGUCGGGAUGCGAUGGUUCGGGUGCAGUGUGGGAAGAGGAACCACCCGGCUGCGAGGCUGAUGGCGGCGCUGAGGGAGCUGGAGCUCGACGUGCACCACGCGAGUGUCUCAGUUGUCAACGAGCUGAUGAUCCAGCAGGCGACUGUGAAGAUGGAAGGGAGGCUGUACACUCAGGAUCGGCUAAGGGCGGCUUUGGUGUCGAAAAUAGCCGAGGCGUAA
Striga hermonthica is the source of this 1860-nucleotide messenger RNA. The record is from the annotation of a GenBank genome assembly. Lineage: Eukaryota; Viridiplantae; Streptophyta; Magnoliopsida; Lamiales; Orobanchaceae.